This is a messenger RNA of Rhopalosiphum maidis (corn leaf aphid), 1210 nucleotides long. Its product is annotated as S-formylglutathione hydrolase-like. The transcript has 6 exons. Gene Ontology annotation, biological process: formaldehyde catabolic process. The record is from RefSeq and is a predicted model, not a curated record. NCBI's taxonomy places the organism in Eukaryota, Metazoa, Arthropoda, Insecta, Hemiptera, Aphididae. Gene Ontology annotation, molecular function: S-formylglutathione hydrolase activity. Gene Ontology annotation, cellular component: cytosol. The coding region runs from base 300 to 1157 and encodes 285 amino acids.
GGUAGGUAUUAUAAUUGUGUAGUGUGUAAAUGGUUGAUGUCGAUACUUAUUUGCAUAUUAUUUACAUGAUAUUAAUACAUUGAUUCUUAUUUUUUCUUGACUGUCAGAUCAUUAAUCUUGGUUAUUUAAUUUUUAAAUUUAAAUUUAUUAAUAUUUUGUGUUCUACCUAAGAAGUUGUUAAUUAUCUGCUGUGCUUACUACUUAGUGGCUGUAUACAGUGAAUCUACUUUUGAUAUUCUUGAUAAUAUUGUUCAACAUUAGCUAAUUAAUAAAUACCUACCUACCCAAAAGUAAUUAAAAUGGAUCUCAAGUUAAUUUCCAGUAAUAAAAGUUUUGGUGGUUACCAGAAAGUUUUUGAACAUUUUAGUCCUACAUUGCAAUGUAACAUGAAGUUUGGCAUUUACUUACCACCUGGAGAGAAUGAAAAUGAAAAAUUUCCAGUGCUAUUUUACUUAUCGGGUCUUACAUGUACUGAACAAAAUGUUAUCACUAAAUCAGGAUUUCAAAGGUUUGCUGCUCAAUACAAAAUAAUUGUUGUUGCUCCUGAUACUAGUCCAAGAAACUGUAACAUUCCUAAUGAAGAUGAAAAAUGGAAUGUUGGUUCUGGUGCUUCUAUGUAUGUUAAUGCUAAACAGGAACCGUGGAAUAAACAUUAUCAGAUGUUUACCUAUAUAACUGAUGAACUUUAUCAACUUGUCCAAAACACUUUCCCAGUUAUACAAGAUAAAAUAUCUAUUUCUGGACAUAGUAUGGGUGGACAUGGGGCAUUGUUAUGUGCUUUACUUUGCCCAGGAAAGUAUAAAUCAGUGUCAUUAUUUGCACCUGUUUGUAAUAUUACUAAUUCACCUACAUUAAUUGAUGGAUUAACAACAUUAAUUGGAGAAGAAAAAGACAUUUUGCAAAAAUGGGAUACAACUUUUUUAGUAAAAGAAUAUAAUGGUCCUGAAAUGGAAAUUUUAAUACAUGUGGGUAGUGAUGAUGAAUUUUUAACAAAGGAUUUACUAAUUGAUAAUUUUGUGGAAGCAGCAAAAGAGUGUAAAGAUAACAAAAUCAAGACCAAACUAUUUCUUGAAGAGGGCUAUGAUCAUGGAUAUUAUUUUAUAUCAACAUUUAUUGGAGAACAUUUUAAAUUUCAUUCAUCUAAAUUGUCCUUGUAAAAUAAUUUUACAUUGAUGUUUAUUUUUAAAUAAAAGAAUAGCAAUGAAUAUUA